AUGUGGCCCGGUUGGCGGCCACUGAGGCCAUACAAUGUCUCCCUCUACAACCAGAAACCCUCUUGUCUCAGGCUCGUCUGCGCCUUCAACCAAACCCGUCUCCUCUUCAACACUCCUCGUCGUCCCCAAGGAGCCGCAGCGGCAGCAGCAGCAUCCCCACAACAACAACCGCCGCCACCGCCGCCGCCACAGCCCCAAGAGCCCAGCCAGAAAGUCCUCGAGGAGCAAUCCAAACCCGUCCAAGCCAUUCCUUAUGGCAAUCUCACCAUCGGCGUGCCCCUCGAAGUCCGCACCGGCGAGAGACGAGUGGCCAUCACGCCCCAGAAUGCGAAGUUGUUAUUGAAGAAAGGCUUCAAAGAAGUCCUCAUCGAGCACGGCGCAGGCUUCCAAGCCCAGUUCCCAGCGCACGAAUAUGAAGAAGCCGGCGCGACUCUCGUCAACGCCUCGCGGGUCUGGUAUGACAGCGAUAUUGUGCUCAAAGUCCGGCCGCCUCGGUUGCGAAGCACAACUCUUUCGCCGAAUAAUUUCCUUCAGGGGUUCCGAGAGGGAGGCGUGUUAAUUUCCAUCUUACAGCCGAAUCUAGAUCGGAAUAAGAAGUUGCUUGAUGCGAUGGUGAAGAAGAAGGUGACUUCCUUUGCCAUGGAUCAGAUUCCUCGGAUCACCCGCGCGCAGAGCUUCGAUGUGUUGAGCUCGAUGGCGAAUAUCGCUGGGUACAAGGCUGUCCUGGAGGCGAGUAACCAUUUCGGACGAUACUUGACUGGACAAACAACAGCAGCCGGAAAGGUGCCCCCCUGCAAAGUCCUCGUAAUCGGCGCCGGCGUCGCGGGUCUCAGUGCCAUAGCCACAGCCCGUCGAAUGGGAGCGAUCGUCCGCGGCUUCGACACACGCUCCGCAGCGCGAGAGCAAGUCCAGAGUCUCGGCGCAGAGUUCAUCGAAGUCGAGAUGAAAGAAGAAGGCUCCGGAGGCGGAGGGUAUGCCAAGGUCAUGUCUAAGGAGUUCAUCGAGGCGGAGAUGAAGCUGUUCAUGGAGCAGGCACGGGAGGUCGAUAUCAUUAUUACGACGGCCUUGAUUCCUGGGAAGCCGGCGCCGACGUUGAUUACGGAGGAUAUGGUUGCUGCUAUGAAGCCUGGGAGUGUGAUUGUGGAUUUGGCGGCGGAGAAUGGGGGAAAUUGUGAGGUUACGGUUCCUGGUGAACUGGUUUCGCAUGGUGGUGUCACUGUUAUUGGCUAUACGGACCUCCCUUCGCGCCUACCGACGCAGGCGUCCACGUUGUACUCGAACAACAUCACGAAGUUCCUCCUAUCCAUGUCGCCGAAGGACGGCCACUUUGGGAUCGAUCUGAACGACGAGGUGGUCAGGAGAUCGAUCGUCACGCACGACGGCGAGCUCGUUCCAACACUACCCCCAGUGGCGCCUCCUCCUGCCCCAGCGGCCAAAGCGACCGAGUCGAAAGAGACCGAAGUCGUAGCGUUAACCCCUUGGCAAAAAGCUACUCGAGAAGUCGCUCUAGUCACCGGCGGCAUGGGCACAGCCUUAGCCCUGGGGAAAAUGACCGGCCCACUCUUCAUGACCAACUUCUUCACCUUCUCCCUCGCCGGUCUAAUCGGAUAUCGAGUCGUCUGGGGCGUGGCUCCAGCCCUGCACUCCCCCUUGAUGUCCGUCACGAACGCCAUCUCCGGCAUGGUCGGCAUAGGAGGGUUCUUCAUCAUGGGAGGCGGAUACCUACCUCAGACGAUCCCUCAAUAUCUCGGUGCUGCGUCUGUCCUGCUGGCGUUCGUGAAUGUGUCGGGUGGGUUUGUGAUUACGAAGAGGAUGCUGGAUAUGUUCAGACGGCCGACGGAUCCCCCUGAGUAUCCUUGGUUGUACGCUAUUCCGGGCGUGCUCUUUGGUGGUGGGUUCAUUGCUGCCACGACGACAGGCAUGGCUGGGCUUGUGCAAGCUGGGUAUCUUGUCAGCAGUGUGCUUUGCAUUGGGUCAUUGACGGGCCUAGCAUCGCAGACGACGGCCAGGACAGGUAACCUCAUGGGUAUUCUCGGUGUCGGAUCCGGUGUUCUGGCAUCCCUCGGAGCAGUUGGUUUCCCUACUGAGACGCUCAUCCAAUGCCUCAGCAUCGCAGGCCUAGGCAGUCUAAUCGGCGCCCUCAUCGGUCGAAGAAUCACACCCACCGGCCUCCCCCAAACCGUCGCAGCCCUCCAUUCCGUCGUCGGCCUCGCCGCAGUCCUCACCAGUAUCGGCUCCGUCCUAGCAGCCAUCUCCCACGUCGACACCCUGCACCUCGUAACCGGCUACCUCGGCGUCCUAAUCGGCGGCGUGACCUUCACAGGCUCCAUCGUAGCCUUCCUCAAACUGGCGGGCAGAAUGUCCUCGCGACCAACAAUCCUCCCAGGAAGACAUCUCAUCAACGGCGGGAUGCUGACAGCCAACGUCGCCACAAUGGGCGCCUUCCUCGCCUACGCCCCCGGAGCCCCAGCCAUCGCCGCAACAUGUCUAGGCGUCAACGCUGCCCUCUCCUUCGCGAAAGGCUUCACCACCACCUCCGCCAUCGGCGGUGCCGACAUGCCCGUCGUCAUAACCGUCCUAAACGCCUACUCCGGCUUCGCCCUCGUCGCCGAAGGCCUGAUGCUCAACUCCCCCAUCCUCACAACCGUCGGCUCGCUUAUCGGCGUCUCCGGCUCCAUCCUCUCCUACAUAAUGUGCGUCGCGAUGAACCGGUCCCUCACCAACGUCCUCUUCGGCGGCAUCGCCACCCCUUCCCAAACCGGCCCCCAAAAAGAAAUCACAGGCGAAAUCACCCAGACCUCCGUCGAGGACACCGUCGAGAACCUGCGCAGCGCGCAGAAGGUCGUGAUUGUGGUGGGGUAUGGCAUGGCGGUCGCGAAGGCGCAGUAUCCCAUUGCGGAGAUUGUGUCUACGUUGAGGGCGAUGGGCGUGGAGGUGAAAUUCGCUAUUCAUCCCGUCGCGGGACGUAUGCCGGGGCAGUGCAAUGUGUUGUUGGCGGAGGCGAGUGUGCCGUACGAUAUCGUGCUUGAGAUGGAUGAGAUUAAUGAGGAGGGAUUCGAUGAUGUCGACCUCACGCUCGUCAUUGGCGCGAACGAUACUGUGAAUCCUAUCGCGUUGGAGAAGGAUAGCCCCAUCGCCGGCAUGCCCAUCAUCGAAGCCUACAAGAGCAAGCAAGUCAUCGUCAUGAAGCGCGGAAUGGGCUCGGGGUAUGCAGAUUUGCCCAACACGAUGUUCUAUCAGCCGAAUACGAAGAUGUUGUUUGGGGACGCCAAGUCGACAUGUGAUGCCAUCAAGUCGGCGCUAGAUGCGGCGAAGUGA
Molecule: messenger RNA, 3318 nt
Organism: Zasmidium cellare ATCC 36951
Lineage: Eukaryota; Fungi; Ascomycota; Dothideomycetes; Mycosphaerellales; Mycosphaerellaceae
Exons: 4
Coding region: 1-3318 (1105 amino acids)
Biological process (GO): NADPH regeneration; proton transmembrane transport
Cellular component (GO): mitochondrial inner membrane
Molecular function (GO): NADP binding; NAD binding
Source: RefSeq, a predicted model, not a curated record